CGCGGCGGGGACUGGACGGCCGCCGGGGAGGCGCCGGGAGCCGAUGGCUAGGCGGCCGCGCCGGGGGGGCCGCCUGGGUCUCCGGCUGUAACCGGAGAGCGCGGAGGCGGCGCCGCCCGCGGACGGCGGAGCCCUCCGGAGAGGACGCGGCUGCGGCCGCGGCGAUCGUGAAGACGUGGGUGGAGUAGGAUGAGACCGUGAGCGUCCCGAAGCCCGAACGAUGACCACCCCGGCCCUGCUGCCCCUGUCCGGACGACGGAUCCCGCCGCUGACCCUGGGGCCACCCUCCUUCCCGCACCACAGGGCCACCCUGAGACUCUCGGAGAAGUUCAUCCUCCUCCUCAUCCUCAGUGCCUUCGUCACCCUGUGCUUUGGGGCAUUCUUCUUCCUCCCAGACUCUUCCAAACACCGACGCUUUGACCUGGGGCUGGAGGACGUGCUCAUUCCUCACGUGGAGGCCGGCAAAGGGGCCCGGAACCCCGGAGUCUUCCUCAUCCACGGGCCAGACGAGCACAGACACAGGGAAGAAGAAGAACGUCUGAGAAAUAAAAUUCGAGCUGAUCACGAAAAGGCCCUGGAAGAAGCAAAAGAGAAAUUAAGAAAGUCAAGAGAGGAAAUCCAUGCAGAAAUUCAGACAGAGAAAAAUAAGGUACUCCAGGAACUGAAGACAAAAGAGAAUAAGCCACUGCCGCCAGUUCCUGUUCCAAACCUCGUGGGAAUCAAUGGUGGAGACCCAGAAGAUACUGACAUAAGAAAAAAAAGGGAAAAAAUCAAAGAGAUGAUGAAACAUGCUUGGGAUAAUUACAGGACAUAUGGAUGGGGACACAAUGAGCUCCGGCCUAUUGCACGGAAGGGCCAUUCCACCAACAUAUUUGGAAGUUCACAGAUGGGUGCUACCAUAGUAGAUGCUUUGGAUACCCUUUAUAUCAUGGGACUUCAUGAUGAAUUCGUAGAUGGACAAAGAUGGAUUGAAGACAACCUUGAUUUCAGUGUGAACUCGGAGGUGUCAGUGUUUGAGGUUAACAUCCGCUUUAUUGGAGGCCUGCUUGCAGCGUAUUACCUAUCAGGAGAAGAGGUCUUCAAGGUGAAAGCAGUGCAGCUGGCUGAGAAGCUCCUGCCCGCCUUCAACACACCUACUGGGAUUCCCUGGGCAAUGGUGAAUCUGAAAAGUGGCGUUGGGCGGAACUGGGGCUGGGCGUCAGCUGGCAGCAGCAUUCUGGCUGAAUUUGGCACGCUGCACAUGGAGUUUGUUCACCUCAGCUACCUGACAGGGGACCUGGUUUACUACAAAAAGGUCAUGCAUAUUCGGAAAUUACUUCAGAAAAUGGACCGUCCAAAUGGUCUUUAUCCAAAUUAUUUAAACCCAAGAACAGGGCGCUGGGGUCAGUACCACACGUCUGUGGGUGGCCUGGGGGACAGUUUCUAUGAGUACUUGCUGAAGGCAUGGCUGAUGUCCGAUAAGACAGAUCACGAGGCCCGGAAGAUGUACGAUGAUGCUGUGGAGGCUAUAGAAAAACACCUUAUCAAGAAGUCCCGAGGCGGGCUAGUCUUCAUUGGCGAGUGGAAGAACGGGCACUUGGAAAAGAAGAUGGGUCACUUGGCCUGCUUUGCUGGCGGCAUGUUUGCUCUAGGUGCAGAUGGUUCCAGAAAAGACAAAGCUGGCCAUUACCUAGAGCUAGGGGCAGAAAUUGCCCGAACUUGUCAUGAAUCAUAUGACAGGACUGCUUUGAAGCUGGGUCCUGAGUCUUUCAAAUUUGAUGGUGCCGUGGAGGCCGUGGCUGUCAGGCAGGCUGAGAAGUAUUACAUCCUGCGUCCAGAAGUGAUCGAAACCUACUGGUACCUGUGGCGAUUCACUCACGACCCACGAUACAGGCAGUGGGGCUGGGAAGCUGCGCUGGCCAUUGAGAAGCACUGCCGGGUCAGCGGCGGGUUUUCGGGGGUCAAGGACGUAUACUCCCCCACUCCCACGCAUGACGACGUCCAGCAGAGCUUCUUCCUGGCUGAGACAUUAAAGUACCUGUAUCUGCUGUUCUCCGGGGACGACCUCUUGCCUUUAGACCACUGGGUGUUCAACACGGAGGCGCACCCGCUGCCUGUGCUGCACCUUGCCAACACCACGCUGGCGGGCGACCCUGCCGUCCGGUGAGGGCGGGCGCGCCCCUGGGCUUUGUUUACAUGGACCACUGCUGAGGCGGCUCUGAAAAGACGACCUGGCAUCAACACGGACAGGUGACUUCCUGUGGACUCUCCAGCUUGUAGAUGUAUCAACUUUGAAAAUGAUUCCAUUUUAUACCUGACCAAAACAUGUUCUGGCCCGGGCCUGGCAGAGCGCUGGUGACCUGAAGACUGGGCCUCACACCGCAGCCAGCCAUCGGCACAGAGCACGGGCAGGAGCUGCAGCGGCCCCGCGUGCGCUUCCUCCUCCCACCGCCCCGCCGCCUCAGAGCACACACUUCCCACGCUCAUCCCCGUGCUCCCUUCUGAUAAGGGAAUAAAGUAAGAAUGACAACGAAAACCCCACAGCGUGGUCGCCACAGCAGUGAGGCGACUCGGUAAGGGACCAGAAUCACCUACCUGCUCUGAGAUCCCAGUUCCCUGUUGGAUUACCAGACUGGCAGCCAUUUCCAUCCCCAUCUGCUUCACUGACGUUUCUUGGUUGAAUCUGAUCCUCUCUCUCUGUGGGCACGGCCUCACAAAGAAUCCUAAAGAAUCUCUUCUACCGACGCGGGUGUAUGCGGAGCCGGCCUGCGGGCCUGGCCUGGGCUUUGCGUAGAGGUUCGGUCACGGCAGCGUGAUGGGAAGUGGAGGAAGUAGGCCAGCCAUGGCCCCGAACCCUAUUCCUACAGGAAUUCUUGGUUUUGCUGGAAGGUUGUUUUUCUAAGCCAACAAGUCACCACCAAGUCACGAUUGGUUGCUAGAGUCACGCGUCUCCCAUCCUUACUGAGGUGGCUGGGCCAAGUUCACCACGCUGCCCCGCAGCCCUGAGCUCCUUCUGUGCUUACUCAGGUGGCGGCAUCACACAGUGAGCCCUCCCGAAGCACUCUGCCUGGAACGAGGACAGGGCAUCGUUUAUUUAUUAUCUCAUCAGAUCGGUGAGAGGUUCACCAAUAUUUGUCUUUUAGUUUCUCUGAGAAUAUUUAUAUACAUCCAAAGAGUUAAUGAGAAUAGCUCCAAAACCAUUUUCAGUGCUAAGUGUAUGGUGUAAUUAAUCACAUCCCACUAAGCUGGGGUGGGCCCAAGAGACUUCCUCUUACCAUCAGAUUUCACAUGGAUCUGUCUUUAUAAAGAAAUUACUAUUUCUUUAUAUUUUGUUAGAAUAAAGCUUAAAUUAUGAGGAACUAUAAUGUAAGAAAAUUACUAAUGCUUAUAAAAUCUCUGUCCCUUGAAUUUCUGUGACAAUGCAAGACAUUUUUUCCUAUUUUCACUUAAUACCAACAUCUUCUACUGACAUGAAUAAAAAACUUGGAACCGGUACAAUUAAGCUACUAUUUACUCUGAAUUGAGUGUUUCAUGAAGCAGAGUGGUCCAAGAAGCCUGCUUUGGAAUUCUGAAGACUUAACUCCUCAUUUUAUAGCAUUUCUUUUUAACCUCUGUUAGCAUGUAGGAGUUUAAUAAAUUAAUAUGAUUAAACAUUUUUAAGGAUGGUCAUCUUACACCACAAGUCAUCAAGUGAUUCCCACAGUUUAUUCAGUGAUCAGUGAGUGAUAGCUACUACCCCCUGUCAAUAUCCACAGAAAACAAGGGUCAAAAGCCAGUUGUAUUAAGUCUUUAAGAGGUUUCAAUUUUAGUAUGUUUUCAGAAAUUAUAAUCCUUUAUUACUUGAAAAUUAAAAUUUGUGACACGAAAAGAUGGAUUAUGAUUUUUUUGGGAAGAGAAAAACUCAGUAGAGAGACAAGAGCACAUACCCACCCACACCAGUUAAUGAAAAGUCUGAGUUGCCCGAGACCCAGUCUGUGCAAUCACAGCCAGCCUUCCCCCUGGUCAGAAGAAUGGGGGGGGGGCAGUAUCUGUGUCUCACUAUGAGUGGGCCGGGGGUCGGGGGGCACUCUACAGCUGGGCCAUUUCAGACACAAGUGGGGUGUCAUGGCAGGGCCUGUUCCACUCCUGCCUGCCUUGUGUUCAGGAGGCCUGCACCUCUCCAGUGCUUUUUCUUGUCUGAAUACCAAAGGCAAUUCAAGCCAGGUACAAAUGACUUGCCAGGGUCGUUUUAUUUUUGUUACAAUUUCCUCCAACAUCAGUCCUAUCUCCUAUCCCUUAGUUUUCAAGAGCUUUUCUUUUCUUUUGUCCAUUUUGCUCUUUGUAUUUUGUAGACCUCAUUGAACUGCAUUGAGUACUCACCUAGAACUUAUUCAAGGAGCCAGCAUUCUGCAGGGGCUCACACGUCCCACUGCGUUUGGAUGAGAAGCCACACAGUUCAAAAAGAAAGCAGUGUUGAGCAUCUUAACAAUGUUGAACCUUCUCUGCCGGUUUCUCUUUUAGAAUUUACACUGUUUGCUUCAAACAACCUUUUUUAAAAUUAGUAAGCAAUAUGAAAAUGUUGAAACCAAGAGAAUGAGGCUCUAAAAUUGUUUUUCUCUCUGUGUAGAAAAGUAAGUCCCCUGGCAGGGCGCAGGGUAUCCCACCUAUUGGUGGGUGGGAUGCACCCACUUUUCCAGUCAUGUAAGAGGACAGGCUAGGGUGAAGGGACUCAUUCCUGCCGCCUCGCCCUGAUUCUCUGAUGUUACCAAUGUCCCCAGUGUCAUCGGGAACCUCCCCAGAUGUUAAGCAUCCGAACCUCUCACCCUCUCAUUUCCCAAAGUCUUUGUCAAACCUUCACACUCGUUAGUAAAACCUGUGCUUGCCAUUUUCAUGAAUGAGCACUUGCUCUCAAUGAGAGGAGAGAGGGAGAGAGAGAAUAUGAAUAAAAGUAUGAAACACAUGGAUUCCAAAUUCGUGCCAGCCCUGUGUGUGGCGCUGGAAAUAUGAGAACAUCUGAAGAAGAAGAGAAGAGGUUUAUAAUAUAUUUUAAGCAAUGUGUUACUAUAUCAUACUGACAGUUACAAUUGUAGCAAAUAACUAAAGUCUCUGGAAAAAAAUGUCAAAUAUGUGUUUUCUGAUGCACCUUUGACUAAAAUAUUGACUUUAGAAAUAAAAACAUUUUUAUUUUGCUAUAUCAA
Molecule: messenger RNA, 5156 nt
Organism: Perognathus longimembris pacificus (Pacific pocket mouse)
Lineage: Eukaryota; Metazoa; Chordata; Mammalia; Rodentia; Heteromyidae
Gene: Man1a2
Product: mannosidase alpha class 1A member 2
Exons: 13
Coding region: 221-2146 (641 amino acids)
Biological process (GO): carbohydrate metabolic process; N-glycan processing
Cellular component (GO): extracellular exosome; endoplasmic reticulum; Golgi membrane
Molecular function (GO): calcium ion binding; mannosyl-oligosaccharide 1,2-alpha-mannosidase activity
Source: RefSeq, a predicted model, not a curated record